GUUUCAGCUGGAGCUCCUCGGAUCUCCACUCGUUCCUGUAACGCGUGGACCUACAGGGCGCUGAGAACCGAUGGAGGCGAUGGUCCCGCUCAGAGCAGCGAGGUUUCUCUACAGCUUCAGCUGAAGAACACGGAGAACAGGCGGACACAGGGCUGAACUGACUCUACAGGGCUGAGCUGGUGAGUUUCUGCUGCUUUUCAUGCAGUGAAACGAGCAGAAAGCUGAGAGAGAAGACGAGAAAACCAAGUGAACGCGAGUUUGGAGACUCUGUGUACAGUUUGAGGGACUUUGUUAGAUCCGAGAGCGAGGAGAACAAGGGAGAAACUGUUCUCACACCGGUGUGUCUGAGUGGGAGAAGCUUUGUGCAGUGGAGUGGACACCUAGGUGAUGUUUGUUUAACUCUAAUUGACAUUUCUGGAUGUUUUUGGGACUUUGUCAUACCAUUCCAGUGUUGGGAAGAAAGUGUGGACUGCUUGUUUUUUAGAAUUUUUUUCCUGUGAAAGUCUGUAAUGUCUGUAAAGUUGGAUCUAAUUGACUUUUAAAACAGGCACGCAACUAAACCCUUUCCAAUGUCCUAAUUUUUAAAUUCAUCAGUGGAUUGGUAGUUACUCUAUACCUCCAUAACUGUGCUGCAAUGAAGCAACUCGAGGUACAUGUGUAUGUUUUGUGUCUUCUGGUCUGGACAGCACAAGCAUCAGGUUACAAGUCCUCUUCUUCUGUGGACCCAUACUUCAGGAAAUCACGCAACCAUGAAGAAUCCAUGUCGAACAGCCUCGUCAGCAGAGCUGGAGCCGUCUCAGAGAACCAGGCAGGACUUAUUCUUCUUCAAGCAGAUCAAGCUACAGAUUCUUCCAGAUCUCCAGCAAGACGAGUCUUAAAGGGACGAAGACCUGGACCAGCCCGGAGACCUGUUAACGUCCCUGCUCCGGACACACCGACAAGUCCUCAACAACAAAGUUCAAAGGGACAAAGUCCACAGCAACAAAGUCCACAAGGACAAGGUCCACAGCAACAAAGUCCUAAGCGACAAGGUACACAACGACAAAUUCCACAGCAUCAAAGUCCACAAGGACAAAGUCCACAAGGACAAGGUACACAGAUACGAAGUCCUCAGCAACAAAGUCCACAGCGACAAAGUCCACAAGGACAAGGUCCACAGAUACGAAGUCCUCAGCAACAAAGUCCACAGCAACCAAGUCCACAAGGACAAGGUCCACAGCAAUCAAGUCCACAGGGACAAGGUCCACAGCGACAAAGUCCACAAGGACAAGGUCAACAGGUGCCUUCAUUCCGUCUACCCAACGGCACCAGCUCUAUAAGUGUCCUGGCUGGUUUUGCGGGUCGAAACCGAGUACUGGUCAUUUCAGCCCCCCACGAAUCAGACGGCUACUACAGGCUGAUGAUGACCUUGCUCAAGCCCAAUGUGUACUGUGAGAUGGCAGAGCGACACAUGCAGCAGAUUGUCAUGUUCCACGAGAAGAGUGAAAUGGGUGGCAAAGUGAGACGCGUCAACACCCAGGGUUCUGUUACAGAGGAGCCACUCGACCCGGACCUGGUGCCCAAGCUCAUGAGCUUCCUGAAGCUGGAAGAAGGAAAGUUUGCGAUGGUGCUGCUGAGGAAAACCUUGCAAGUCGAGGAGAGAUACCCGUACCCGGUGCGACUGGAGGCCGUGUACGAGGCAAUCGACCAGGCGCCCAUGCGGAGGAUGGAAAAAGCCAGGCAGAAAGGUUUUGUGGAGAAAUGCAGGGCAGCAGGUAUGGAGGGACAGGUGGUGCAGACUGUUGGGACCAAGACAGGAGGUUCCAAACCCCAAGCUCCAAGAUUACAGGACAGUGAGAACAGUCCGAGACAGGCAGGGGCCGUCAGGACUACCACGACCACGACCACCACCACCAGCAAACCUACAACAAAACCAACAACCACAACCAUUGCUACUACCAAACUUGUGACUACAACAUUAAUGACUACAACCCAGCCAACCACAACUACUACCACAACUACUGCUACAACUACAACUACUGCCUCAACUACUCUACCCACUAUCCUACCCUCAACAACCACCACUACCUCCACCACUCUGCCGACCACAGCAGAGCCUACAGAACCCAACCCAAGAUCUCACCGCCUCAAAGGCCCGCUAAGUACCUCAGAACUCACCAACCGACCAAAGGAUCACAGUAACGCAGUAACCAACCCCUCCAUUACCUCCGAAUUUAUCCCCCAGCACAGAGACAAACACAAAGAACACACAGAUAAGGUUCCACCCGUCGCCUCGCCACCUCAGGCCCGCAGACGGAAGCCCAUCAGGGACAAACUCCCCAAACCAAAAAAUGUCGAACGAGAACAAACCAGUGACCACGCAGCAGAGCGGGAGUCAGAAAACCCCACCAAACCAACCGAGGAAAGUCUCCUCACCACUAAAGUAGCUAAAACUCCACCUGCCAAACCUGAGAAGAAGAAAAAAACUGAGAAACCUGAGAAACCCGUAAGGAAAAACAACCCAGAAAAUAAAGAGAAAGCAUCAAAAGCCUCCAAGGAGCCAGAGGCUAAUCCUCAAAACAGAAACGCAGCGAAAAAAACGAGCAGCUUCGAGGAGAAAGACUCCAUUGGCAAGUCCACAGAAAAAACGCCCGACCCCAAGAGGUCACUAGAGACGUUUCUGAGUUAUUUUGAGAAGAGAAGACGUCUUCUUGUAAUAACUGCUCCCAAUGAGCAGAAUCGCAUGUACAGUCAGCAGAGAGAUGAGUACCUGGAGCAGGUGUGUGACAUGGCCCUGCGCAAGAUCUCCAUCAUCACUGUUUUCGGGCCCCUUGGAAAUGGAACCAUGAAAAUAGAGCAUUACCAGAUGGAGCAGGACAAGCCCGUGCGAGGCCUGCCAGACAGUGAACUCAUCAACCAGGAACUCAUCACUGACUUCAGGAAGGAGCUCGGCCUGGUUUACAAUGACUUCUACAUGGUGCUGACUGACUUCGACAUGAAAGUGAAGCAAGAGUAUGAAGUUCCCAUCAUCAUGAAGGCGGUGUUCGACUACAUCGACACCUUUUCAUCACGCCUCAAAGAGAUGGAGAUUCAGAGGAAGCUCGGAAUUGCUUGCAAGAAAGAGGACAAAUCCAGAUCUCUAGAGAAUUUCCUCUCCAGGUUUCGCUGGAGGCGGAGACUACUUGUAAUCUCCACCCCUGACCCUGAGGAGUGGGCCUAUCAGCAGCAGCUUUACGCCAUGACCAGUCAGGCCUGCAAUCUGGGUCUGCGUCACAUGUCUGUGCUGAAACUGGUGGGGAAGACCAUAGACGAAAUGGGAGGAGUCUUGGAGCUCUACCCAAUCAAUGGAAGUGCAACCAUGGACCGGGAGGACCUUUCUGCUACGCUGGUGCGAGACAUCAGGAACUACUUCCAGGUCAGUCCAGAGUAUUUCUCCAUGCUGCUGGUGGGGAAAGAUGGCAACGUCAAGUCCUGGUACCCGUCGCCCAUGUGGUCCAUGUCCAUCAUCUACGACCUGAUCGACUCCAUGCAGCUCCGCCGGCAGGAGAUGGCCAUCCAGCUCUCCCUCGGGAUGCGCUGCCCGGAGGAGGACCACGGCCACCAUGAUGGAUAUCACGAGGGCUAUCCUCACGGCUACGGUUACUGAGAGGUUGAGCUGUGGUUAUUGGUUCAAACGAAUUCUUACCAAAGACAGCACUAAAUAUAAUAUUAAUAAUAAUAAUAAUGUUUUGCUGUAAGUGUGUGUUGUUUUGUUAGUUUGUUUUGUUACUUUCUUCUUCUUUUUCUGCUCGUUUUUGUAUUACAUGAAUCAUGCUAGUACCUCUCUUUUAUGGAAACGUUGACAGUAUUUUCCUGAUAUUUUUGUGUUUUUUGAAAGUAUUACACUACAUACGGGUUUUUUCUCUUAUUUAAAUUUUUAGAAUAAACCAUUUCUAAAACAUUAAUCUUACUUUUUUUAGUUAGUUUGAGUUGUGGACUGUAUUUAAUGUGUAUGUGUUUUUAUACCAGAUUUCGUAGUUCUGCUGCCCUCUAGUAGUUGUGGGAUCGAACUACAAUUAGCAGUAUUUUUCCAUAACUGAACUGUGCUGAUUUUAAAGGGACAGUAUGGAAAAUGCAAAUAAUAAAACAGUGUUUACAUUUA
Messenger RNA from Astyanax mexicanus (Mexican tetra), 4120 nucleotides. RefSeq names its product coiled-coil domain containing 80 like 1 (gene ccdc80l1). The record is from RefSeq and is a predicted model, not a curated record. The transcript is spliced from 7 exons. The coding region runs from base 635 to 3625 and encodes 996 amino acids. Lineage: Eukaryota; Metazoa; Chordata; Actinopteri; Characiformes; Acestrorhamphidae.